CAGUGCCUGUAGUUAUGUAGUAUUCUUGAUGUGGUGGUAUAUCACUGUGUAGCCCAUAAUGUGACACAAAUAAUCUCUGCCUCAGGCCGCAAAUCACUCCACCAUAGCGCACUCGAAUGACGACAAUCCCACCUCAUCAGCUCUGACCUCCGCCUCCCCGGCUCAACAACGAUCUGGUUUCUCCUCGAGUGAAUACAUUUCGACUCAGAAACAGCAACGAUACCAUCACAGAUGGAGAAAUUCGCCCUGAAUAUCCCGGAGGGCGGUCAGGGGUCGAUAUUUCCCCGGCGCGACCGUGUCAUUACCCGGCUCCUCCGCCGGACGGCCAUCGCCCUGUUGCUCUGUUUCGGCCUGUACGUGUGCGUGAAUCGGUUUGCAGUCACGGAAGGCCGCCUGCCCUCGUACCUCACACCGGAGGAGGCUCUCUACAAUGGCCACACGAAGGCCUCGACGACCAAGAUUCCGCUGGAGGCGCACAUCAUGAGCAAGUGCCCCGAUGCGAGGGACUGUUUGCAGCAGUUGAUUGUUCCUGCCAUGGAGCAGAUCAGCGACAAGGUUGAGUUUCAGCUAUCAAUGAUUGCUAGUGUAUCGAACCAAAGCUCCGAAGUUAUAUGCAAACAUGGUCCCUCCGAGUGUAUCGGCGACAUGCUCCUCCUCUGCGCGGCGAAUUUGCCCUUCCCUCCACAGCCGAAAGGAACCGCAGCCUCCGACUCGGCUCUCGUUGAGACAGGCGACCAGCAACGCACCCCGACGAUCCGGUCCCUGGGCUUCGCCAACUGUCUCGUUAAGUCAUACUCGAAUAUUCCCAGCCGGGAGCUGGUUGAGGGGUGCGCACUGGAGCACGGGAUUGACUUUGAUGCACUGAACCAGUGUGCUAGCCAGCAGGAUGACGAUGUGGACGAUGAUUACUCGCCCUCGCACCGCGCCGAUAAGCCGAUCAGCGGGAUCGCGCUGCUCCGAGAGAGUGCACUGCAUAGUGCCGCGCUGUCGGUGAAGACCAGCUGCACCGUCCGGGUGGAUGAGAAGGUGUGGUGUGUGCGAGAUGGAGGGGUGUGGAAGGACUGCGUUGGAGAUGGCGAGGGCAGCCAAGUAUCUGUCCUAGUGAACGAAGUGAAGACGCUCUGGGAGCAGAGAAAUUGAACUCGGUCUAG
Penicilliopsis zonata CBS 506.65 is the source of this 1151-nucleotide messenger RNA. RefSeq lists its product as hypothetical. The transcript is spliced from 2 exons. The record is from RefSeq and is a predicted model, not a curated record. The coding region runs from base 232 to 1140 and encodes 302 amino acids. Gene Ontology annotation, molecular function: oxidoreductase activity, acting on a sulfur group of donors, disulfide as acceptor. NCBI's taxonomy places the organism in Eukaryota, Fungi, Ascomycota, Eurotiomycetes, Eurotiales, Aspergillaceae.